AUGGCCUCACAAGGCCAGUUGUCGCCGGAGAUGGCGGCCGAGAACAAAGGUCCCGGGAUCUUGGCUGCAUGCUACACGGUGGAGGUGAUCGCCAGCUUGUUCGUUGCUGCUCGUCUCUUUGUGCGCGGGCGGAUGAUGGGCAAGUGGCAGCUCGAUGACUGGCUUAUCAUCUUGUCUAUGCUUUUUGGAUGGAUCGCCGUUGCUUUCACAACUGCUGCCGUCGCGAGCGGCAGUGGCAAGCACUUCGAGGUGCUGACAGAAAGCCAACACUCGAAGGCCAUCUUUUGGACUGUCAUGGGCUUCGGCCCAGGCGUCAUGUCGUUCGGCAUACCUAAGCUCGCCGUCGUCGCUUUUCUCACACACAUCAUGAACCCGAGCAGGGUCCACCGCAUCAUCAUGUGGAUGAUGGCAUCGCUCUGCGUUUUUAAUUUGUUUAUUUGUGUUGUCUUUCAUUUUGCCCAAUGCUCGCCGGCCGCGUCACAAUGGGAUUUCUCGCUUGAGAGACGGUGCUGGAGUCCAUGGAUAUUGAUAUGGUGGGCGACCUGGUCCGGCUACUUCUCCGCUUUCCUUGAUCUAUAUUUCGCCGUGUACCCAUCAAUUGUGCUGUACAAGCUACAAAUGAACCGCAAAAAGAAGCUUGCCCUCUGUGCAGCCCUGGGGAUCGGGUCAAUUUCCACCAUCGUCGCCGUAUACAAAACCACCCGACUACCCUCGCUGGCAAGCGGGGACUUCACCUUCUCGACAUCCGACCUCGUCGUCUUCACCAUCGCCGAAGGCGGCACCAUCAUAAUAGCAGCAUGCAUCCCCGUCCUGCAGCCACUGCUCGAGAUGAUCACGGGCAAGCGCGGCUGGCUGAGCAGCGACCGGACGUCGGGCGGCCGGCCGUACCAGCAGCACUACGGGCGCGGCGCGCCGAGCUACGGGGCGGAGAAGUCGGUGCGGUCCGAGUUCGAGCCGCGGCGCAAGCGGCGGGUGGAGGACGACGACGACCUGCUGAUGACGAGCGUCGAGAUCGAGCGCGCCCAGGCGGCUAGGGAAGGCUUCUGGCCCCCCGCGGGCGAGCACCCGCCGCCGCGGAGCGCGGCCCUGCCCAGGACGCCGUCGCGGGCGUCCUCGAGGACGAGCAUCCGGGCCAACACGAGGCUGGCGUGCACGGCACGUGGCAUCUUUUCCCGGCCCCGCAGGAGUGAGGACGCGAAGUCUGUUACACCGGUCAUUACCAAGACACAGAGCAUCAUGGUUGAGUACGAGCCUUACAACGGCCGCUCGGGUUCGUGGCCGCUUUCGCAGGAUCCAUUUCCUAUGGGAGAUUCUUCAGACCCUGAGGGAGGAGAUUCUGCUCCCGUCACACAACGCUCAUUUUCCUUAGGGAGCGUCACGUCGCACUCUGGUGCUUGGAAAAGCUCAUAG
Diaporthe amygdali is the source of this 1410-nucleotide messenger RNA. RefSeq lists its product as uncharacterized. The record is from RefSeq and is a predicted model, not a curated record. The coding region runs from base 1 to 1410 and encodes 469 amino acids. NCBI's taxonomy places the organism in Eukaryota, Fungi, Ascomycota, Sordariomycetes, Diaporthales, Diaporthaceae. The transcript is spliced from 4 exons.